This is a messenger RNA of Ostreococcus lucimarinus CCE9901, 171 nucleotides long. RefSeq lists its product with no specific name. The coding region runs from base 1 to 171 and encodes 56 amino acids. The transcript has a single exon. NCBI's taxonomy places the organism in Eukaryota, Viridiplantae, Chlorophyta, Mamiellophyceae, Mamiellales, Bathycoccaceae. The record is from RefSeq and is a predicted model, not a curated record.
AUGGUGCUGAGUAAAGGCAAGUUUAAGGUCGCAUCGAAGGUGCGAGGGAAAGAUAUCGACGCGCUGAGCGCGGAGGAGGUGCAGAGGGUGCAGGAUGCGGUGCUAGGCGAGUACGCGGGGACGCUGGCGUUGGAAGAGAAGCAAAGAAUCGACGCCGGUACGCGACGUUGA